AUGCUCAUCCCCAAAAGCCUCAUCCUCAGCAUCCAGCUUAUCUUGCGCGGACUCAGCCCCGGGUCGCUCGUGAAGUUCACCUGGUGCUAUCCAUGGCUCCCCAACGGGAUCAUGGACUUGAAUGGCUAUAUCCCGCGGUCUCAGCCGCAGAUCGUAUCGCUGGAGCUGUAUACCCAGGCGGGCGAUGAAACAGGCACUGGCCAGUCUAGCAUCGCCGAAGAGAUCAGCAUUGACGGUCUUGUCCGACUACGCUACCUGACGUGCUUGGUAUGGCACGGAAUCUGCCCCUGCAGACAUGCCCUUGUCCUCGAUACAUGUAUCUGGCAGAACUCUGGGACGCUUGAGAGGUUGGACCUCAGGUUUUUGAGGCGCGUGGUGGAUCGCAUGCUGUUAGUUACACAUGCUUAUAAUCAUAACUUUAUAGAGUUCUCUAAUCUACAGAUGCUUAUACUAGAAAAUAUGUUUAUCUCUGAAAGCAAGGUAAUUACUAGCCUUCUGUCCCAUCCAUCUAUUACUCCUCUAUAUCUAUCCUGCAUAUUUAUAGGCCGGAUUAUUCUAUCACCUAAACCUGAGGCUGCAGAUUUCCACAGGUACUAUAAUAAAAAUUGCCUGUAUUGGGCCUGCUAUGGCCUAUUCCAGAAGCUGCAGAAAGUGCUUCGCACCAGUAUUGACAAACUCUUAGACCUCAUCCAGGGACUCCUCAACCUCUACUGCUCGCAGGCAUGCCUGCCCUUCAAGAAUACUGUAGAGCUUCUGUAUCAGUUCUAUCUGGAGCCGGCAUCAGAUCUGAGUAAAUGCGAGGGUCUUUUGGGUCCGUGCGCUUCGCGGCCAUUUGCCUUGAUGGGCGAGCUGCUGGACUACCUACGGCUCUUCACCUCCCAGCCGGUACCGACGUCGGCUGAUGUCAUGCAGUUAGUGAGACGCCUCGCACAUCCGGUGCCUUCGCUGGACACGGUGGAGCGGUUCCUGUCCCGCCAUUGUUUGCAGCAGUUUCCGUCUCUGCGGGCGGUAGUCCAGCUGCUGGACUUGUUCUAUCUACAACCAGGCCUUUCUUUGGCCCAAGCGGAAGAGCAUCUCAGUCGAUACAGCACACAGCCUUCUCCGCCCUUGGGGCUGCUGAUUGAGUAUCUAUCUGAAUUGAAGUCCCAGCAGCCGUGCGUUUCGACGGCGGACAUUGCUGUUCGAAUGCUGCAGCACAUGCGGGCGUUGGGUAAUCGGGAGAGGGAGGCGGAGGAUGCUUGGAACAACCUCCUCCGUGCGAGCUAG
This is a messenger RNA of Aspergillus sclerotioniger CBS 115572, 1266 nucleotides long. RefSeq lists its product as uncharacterized. NCBI's taxonomy places the organism in Eukaryota, Fungi, Ascomycota, Eurotiomycetes, Eurotiales, Aspergillaceae. Bases 1 to 1266 code for a protein of 421 amino acids. The record is from RefSeq and is a predicted model, not a curated record. The transcript has 5 exons.